Molecule: messenger RNA, 1418 nt
Organism: Triticum aestivum (bread wheat)
Lineage: Eukaryota; Viridiplantae; Streptophyta; Magnoliopsida; Poales; Poaceae
Product: heavy metal-associated isoprenylated plant protein 3
Exons: 3
Coding region: 126-1166 (346 amino acids)
Molecular function (GO): metal ion binding
Source: RefSeq, a predicted model, not a curated record
CUCUCCUCGCCAGCCCAACCCAACCUCCGAUCCAUCUCUCCCUUUCUUCUUCCUCUGGCACAACACAACACAGGCACAACAACGACCACGAGUACAUCCAUCUCGAGUGAGCGAGCGAGCCGGUCAUGGCGGAGGGUGCCGACGCCAAGGAGAAAGAGGGGGGGAAUGGCACCGGCGACGAGGGGAACGAGAGGGCAAACAAGAAGCAGCAGAAGAAGAAAGAAGACGGCGACGGUGGGAAGAAGAAAGAAGCGGCGCCCGUGGUGCUCGGGGUGGACCUGCACUGCGACGGCUGCGCGCGCAAGGUCGUCAAGGCCGUCAAGGCGGCGCAGGGUGUGGAGGGCGUGGCGGCGGACGUGGCCGCCGGCACGGUGACGGUGUGCGGCAAGGCUGUCGACCCCUGGGACCUCAAGGAGCGCGUCGAGGCCAGGACGCACAAGCCCGUCGCGUUCGUCUCCCCGCCCAAUCCCCCCAACCCCAAGAAGAAGAAGGACGGCGGCGACACCGCCGAGGGCAAGAAGGGUCAGGCCGGCGACGGCAAGGGCGCCAAGACCGCCGGCGAUGACAAGAAGAAGAAUAACAAGGAGGGUCCGGAGACGACGGUGGUGGUGAAGAUCGGGCUCCACUGCAACGGCUGCAUUGACCGGAUCAGGCGGACCGCGCACAAGAUCAAAGGCGUGAAGGAGGUGAAGGUGGACACGGCCAAGGAGCACGCGACGGUGCAGGGCACCAUGGACGCCAAGGCCCUCCCCGACGUGCUCCGGCGCAAGCUCCGGAGGGACGUCGACGUCGUGCCCCCGCCAACGGCCAAGAACAAGGAUGGCGGCGACAAGAAGAAGCAGCAGAAGGACAGCGGCGACAAGAAGAAGCAGCAGAAGGACAGCGGCGAGGACGCCGGGGAGCAGCAGCAGCAGCAGCAGGGGCAAGGAGGCGGUGGCAAGAAGAAGAACAGGAACAAGAACAAGCAGGAGGACGGCGGGGAGGAGGCCGGCGGCGCUGCGGUGGCCGCGGAGCAGGCGUUCCCGAUGGCGAUGAUGUACGGCGGCGUGGGCGGCGGAGGAGGGGGAGUGGUAGCAGGGGGGUGGACGACGUCGUACCGGGUGGAGAUGCUGCACGCGCCGCAGAUGUUCAGUGACGAGAACCCCAACGCCUGCGCCGUCAUGUGAGGAAAGAUGCAUGUGCGUUAGUGGUGCACUCGUACUUAGUCGUAGUGCUACAGUAGCAAGUAGCUAAGCCAUGCCUAUAUAUUGCUACGUACUGGUGGACUGAGCCCGCGUGCAUGCAUGCAUGUAUGCACGUAAGUACGAUGGCAACAUAUAAUACGUACUUUAGUAGCCAAAGUACGUGCAUGGUUAACGGCUGCUGUUGCAUUGCAGCAUAUGUAUAAGUUUCUGUUGGUUGGUGACACGAUUCAUUUC